UCUACCACACACUCAAUCACCCUCGUCAUCCAAUUCUCUUGACGCGUGAUCUCUCACCCCCCCUCCUAUUACCCCCUCCCUCCUCCUCCCUCAAAAGCAUCCACUCGUCGCUUUUUUUUCUUCGCUAUCCACCCAUCCCCACCACGACAGCAACGCCAGCUGGCCCCACACCUGCGCCUGCGUCUACGGGCAAUAGUCGUGACAUUGUUGCGCUACUGCGCCUUAUAGUCGUCAACAUAAGGACGACUUUCUAAGUUGAAGGCCCUGGCGCUCAAAGCCAUGGCCUUGCCUCAACCACCUCUACCGCGUCCUUCACACGCGUCCGGAGCUGUGAUUCACUCCAACUAUCACCUCAUGCAGCAGCCAGGUCAGCCCGGCCAGCCCGGCAUGCCGAUGCAGUACGCACAGUACGGCAACAUGGGCGUCGUUCGCCCUCAGCCCGGCAUAAUGAGCAUGGCCCAGCACCAGGCCAUGCUGCAACAGCAGCAGCAGAGGCAGCAACUGCUGUCCACUCAGCAACAUCUCGCCCAGGCCCAGGCUCAAGCUCAGGCUCAGGUGCAGGUGCAGUCGUUGCAGCAGGCCCAGCAGCAGCAACAGCAAAAUCUGCAGCAGCAACAGCUUGCUGCGCAGGCUGCCGCUCAUGCCCAACAGCAGGCCCAGCAGGCUGCAUCUCAGCAGCAGCAGCCACGCCCGAUGGCUGCCCAUCAUAUUUCCGCUUCUCCUCAUUUACAGCCAGCCUUCUCCGUCAAUGGACCAGCAUCGGUCCUCCACCCUCAACACCACCCGGGUUAUGCCCACCAGGCCGCCGUUGGGAUGGCGCGCCCACCAGGCGCUCAGAUCCGUCCAACAAGAGGUGGUCCAGUGCGCCCGGGGCAACCGGCAGGUGUCGCUGUGACUCCGACACCGGCGUACUCUAUGCAGCAGCCAGGUCAGGUUGGUGGCCAGGCUCAGCACCCACAGCACCUCGCAGGCCAGAUGACUCCACAGUCGCAACAUGCGACUCCAGGUGCUAUGAGUCAGCCCACACACGCGCAAUCGGCGAGCGCCGAGCACCAGCUGGCAGCCCAGCAUGCUUAUAACAUGUCUAGAGCAGGGUCCGUUCAGUCGCAGAUGGGGCAGUCGUCCCACGAUCCAGAGUCAUUACUGCGACUGUAUGUUUUUGAUUACCUAUCGCGACAUGACUUUGCGAACACGGCGUCGACCAUGCGCAAUGAGGCCGGCAUCAGCGAGCAGCCCGUGCAGAUUGCUCACCCGAAAGGCGCAUUAUACGAAGCCUGGAUGGCCUUUUGGGAGUUGGCAUCUGCCGGGAAGGGGUUAUCAGCAAUGAACAACCCGAUUGUUUUCUCCGAGACUCUUGCCAAGAUUCGCGGCAUGGCCUCGCAGAUUAACGGCACCGGAGGCCCGAGUCCUCAGCCGGGUCAGCAACAGUACCAGGGCGCAGCCACUGCCGGAGCGGCACUCGCCCGUGCACCUUCACAGCAGGCCCAUCCCGCCUACCUCACUCAGCAGCAGCAAGUGCAGCAGCAGCAGGUACAGCAGCAGCAGCAGGUUCAACAGCAGCAGCAGGCGCAGCAACAGCAGGUGCAGCAGCAGCAGGCGCAGCAGGCAGCUCAGCAGGCGCAACAGCAAGCCGCGCAGCAGCAGGCCCAGCAAGCUCAUGCUCAACAGCAGGCGGCUCAGCAGGCCGCGCAGCAGCAGCAGCAGCAGCAGCAGCAGGCAGCGCAGAUGAGCCAGGCCCAGCAACAGGCAGGGAUGUCACCCGCUCACGUCGCGAUGCAGCAGGCUCAACACUUGCAGCAGGCCGCAAACCAGCAGCACCAUUUGCAGCAACAGCAGGCGCAACAGCAGGCGCAACAGCAGGCGCAAGCGCAGGCGCAGGCUCAGGCUCAGGCUCAAGCGGCGGCGCAGGCUCAGGCGCAGGCGCAGGCGCAAGCACAUGCUCAGAACGCCGCUCGGUUCCAAUCUCAAGGCCUUGCUGGCUCUCCUGCCCAACACGCCCGUCCCCCUCCAGGUCAACAGCAUGUGUACACAGCAUCCCAGGCCGCUCACAUGGGAAUGCAGCCACCAUCGCAGGCUCCCCCGAACCACCCAUCUCCCGUUCAGCCAUCACCACGGAUGGUUCCGCAGCACGCAGUGAUGCCAUCGCCAUUGCAGAAGCCUGCUCGCCCUCCAAACGGCAUGCCUGGCGGAACGCCAACGAUGAUGCACGCCGGCCUCUCCCAGCAGGGUGUGCCCAUGAGCCAACCUGGCAGCGGUACUUUCAUGCACCCCGCCACUCCCCAGGCCGCAGCUGCCAGCCCAGUCGGGACUAUGACUCCGCAGCAGCACCAACAGCACGCCCCGCCCCAUGCUGCCAUGCAGAUGGCUCAGAUGCGUGCUCAGAUGGAACAGCAGAAGCAGGCGCAGGCAGCUGGCCAGCACAUGCCCCAUCAGCAACAGCAACAUCCAGGCGCCCACCUGCAGCAGCAGCAGCAGCAGAUGCUACAACAGCAGCGACUGGGCGUCCAGCACAAUGGUCUAGGAAAUCAGAUGAUGUUGCAGCAGCACUUUCAACACCAGCAGAUGAACGCGCUGGCGCAGCAAGUUGGGAUCUCCAACCCGAUCCCAUCCGUUUUCAAUGGCGCCUUGCACUCGACCGGAUUGGCGGGUCGUGACUUCAAGUCUCCUCUUCCAGACAAGGAGGCGGAGCAGCUUCGAGCUACGUACGGAAAAGGGUUGCAAGAGCACACCCAGCGGAUGAUGAACAAGGACUCAUCUAUGCCGCAGGCUCAAAACGCCCAGCAACAGGCGAGCGGGUCCCCAAUCAUUGCUGGCAAGACAAUGGGCGGACCCCACUCGCAGCAACACCCUGUGCAGCGCAAUUCCAGUGGCGCCGCGCGGCCUCAUAGCAUGGCCUUUGGCGACUCUACGCCGAUGCAGCAGGCCGAGUCGAAUCAGGGUGCACCUCGCGGCAACACGCCGCCAGAUCGCAAGCGUCAGCGGCGCAACUCGGGCAGCGCAGCCCCGAGCCCAUAUAUCCAGCCUCAGACGUUGCAGUCGGGCUUCCAGCCCAACAUGGGCAUGGCCCAGCAGAUGUCGGUCAUGGGCGGCAGCCAGCAGGGCCGCAUGCCUAUGAACGGCGGGAUGGAGGGGCAGAGCCCAGGCAUGCCUGGACAGUCGCCGCGCACCAUGCCCAAUGGAGUCCCCGGUCAUUCGAUGCAGCGGAACCAGAGCAAGCCUGGCGACGGGUCGAUGCCACCACCACAGAGUCCAGCAGGCACAAGUCUUGGUCGUAAGACGCCCCAGGCUUCCGGGAUGAGUGCGAUGACACCUAAAUUGGCGAACAACGACGUUAAUCGCGAUCAGGGAACGCCCAAGUCACUUCGGAAUUCGCCCAACAACAACAUUGGUGCACCCCAGUCCGAGUCGCAGAUUCAGUCCGGGCCACAUGGCGUGACUCCGUCGCCACCCAACCCGGUUGGCGGGAGCGCGGGCAACGCAGGCGAUGCGUCCGCCCAGGCAGGUGCCAACUCGAACGGCCCUGCGGCGUCAAAGGCUUUCGACAUGUCGGGUGCCAACGCGUCUGGCAAUGGUAAUCAGUCGCUGUUGGGCGACUUCCCACCAGCCGAUGGCGAUCUGGCCGACUGGUUCAAUAACUUUCCGAUAGGCGACGGUUUCGACUUUUCCCAGUUUAUCACCGAUGGGGGCGACGACAGCGGCGAGGUCAUGCUCGCAUAGCGCUAGCGCUUCUCGCCAUUGUGACUUUAACGAUUCCGUCCGACCACAUGCCACCAUGACCUUGCAGCCUCCAUGUCCGAUCGCAACAUCCAUGUCUCAUUAUUGUUUCACUUCAUUGUGUCUCCACUUCCUGCUCCUAUGUCUUGUUUUGCAAACCACAUUAGCGCAUGAUUUGCUAUACCCCCUACAUCUAUAGCACGUAUUGGAUGCACUUUCUCUCCAGCAGUGUGGAAGACCUCAUGUGAUGUUGUAGGUCUAUCGUCGGGCAUGCACGUUUCUACAGAA
Messenger RNA from Cutaneotrichosporon oleaginosum, 4002 nucleotides. RefSeq lists its product as uncharacterized. Lineage: Eukaryota; Fungi; Basidiomycota; Tremellomycetes; Trichosporonales; Trichosporonaceae. The record is from RefSeq and is a predicted model, not a curated record. Gene Ontology annotation, cellular component: nucleus. Gene Ontology annotation, molecular function: protein binding.